Molecule: messenger RNA, 1327 nt
Organism: Mugil cephalus (flathead mullet)
Lineage: Eukaryota; Metazoa; Chordata; Actinopteri; Mugiliformes; Mugilidae
Gene: hmgb2b
Product: high mobility group box 2b
Exons: 5
Coding region: 161-757 (198 amino acids)
Biological process (GO): regulation of transcription by RNA polymerase II
Molecular function (GO): DNA binding, bending
Source: RefSeq, a predicted model, not a curated record
CAAGAACCCGAGACCCGGUCCAGCUCAGAACCCGAGACCCGGUCCAGCUCAGAACCCGAGACCCGGUCCAGCUCAGAACCCGAGACCCGGUCCAGCUCUGAACCCGAGACCCGGUCCAGCUCUUCUUCUCCCGUAGCCGCCCCCUGGACGAGCUGCCAAUAUGAUGCGUAAAGACGUCAACAAGCCGAAGGGGAAGACUUCGGCGUACGCCUUCUUUGUCCAGACGUGCAGAGAGGAGCACCGCAAGAAAAACCCAGAGCAGUCUGUCAACUUCGCCGAGUUCUCCAAGAAGUGCUCCGAGAGAUGGAAGGCGUUGUCUCCCAGUGAUAAGAAGUGCUUCGAGGACAUGGCCAAAGCCGACAAGGUUCGCUACAACAGGGAGAUGAGAGACUACGUUCCACCCAAGGGUUUCGGAAAGAGAGGCCGCAAGAGGAAAGACCCCAAUGCACCCAAGAGACCCCCGUCUGCGUUCUUCGUGUUCUGCAGUGAGUACCGUCCCAGUGUGAAGCAGCAGUAUCCAGGUCUGUCCAUAGGAGACUGUGCCAAGAAGCUGGGGGAGAUGUGGAGUAAACUGUCCCAGUCUGAGAAGCUUCCCUACGAGGAGAAGGCCCAGAAACUACGGGAGAAAUACGACCGGGGUCUCCUGUCAUGGAGAUAUGGUGGUACGCGGGGAGGACUACGCAGGACCUGGCACCCAGCUCAGGGAGGAGAGAGAGAGGAUGACGAGGGUGAGAGAGAGGAGGAGGACGACGAGUAGAAACCUAAAGCUGCAGCUGAGAGAGAGAGAGACAGGUGUGUGUGUGUGUGUGUGUGUGUGUGUGUGUGUGUGUGUGUGUGUUUCAGAGGCCAGACAGGUGUGGAUUGGGCAGAGGGGCGGGGCUUCACAGCACCUGUGUCCACGUAGCCCCUUCAGCCACCUCAGGUCAUCUUAGACAGCUGGUCCUCAGCAGGUGAGACCAGGUGAGACCAGGUGAGACCAGGUGUAGCUAGAGAUGUGACCAGGUUGUGGCACUGCAACACACACACUGGACCAUGAGUGUGUGUUUCACUGUGUGUGUGUGUGUGUGUGUGUAAUAUGCCUUUCAGUAACGUGUGUGUGUGUGUGUGUUGGAGGUCAGAGGUUAAAUAUCCGCCACCAGACGAUAGACCCCACCCCUUCCCCCCCACACCACUGUUACCGUGGUUACCCCAGCACCACUUCCCAGUCACAUUGUGUUGCCAUGGAGACCCCCCCCCCCCCCAUGUUGUUGUUUUUUACUUUCUGUUGUUUGUUCACUGUCAGUAGAAACGUCAACUUUUAUAAUAAAAACGCUGAGAGGAAAACUCA